AUGACCAGCCCAUUAAAAGAUACCUUGGUGUUUGAGCCCAUCAAAGUUGGAGAGGUUACGCUAUCGAAUAGAAUAGUUUAUUGUCCAACAACUAGAUUCAGAGCAGCUGCAACUCCAAAUGAAAAGUCUCAUCAUUUGCCUUCCGACUUGAUGUUGGAGUAUUAUUCUCAAAGAGCACAAUAUCCGGGCACGUUACUAGUAACGGAAGCGACUUUUGUCAGUCGUGGUGCUGGUGGGUAUGAUGGAUGCCCUGCUAUAUGUACCAGUGAGGAAACUCAAGCUUGGAAAAAGAUAGUUUCCGCAGUACAUGCCAAGAAAAGUUUCAUUAGCUGUCAAGCAUGGUUUUUGGGAAGAGUUGCCGACGCAAGAGUUUUGAAAAAUGAAGGACAGAGGUAUGUUGGAGCUAGUGCAAUCUAUCCCGAUGGGAGAGCUGAACAUUUGGCGAAAAAAGCAGGUUUGCCAUUGGAAGCAUUGACUGCAGAUGAGAUUCAAGAUAUAAUUAAAAAGGAUUUCACGGUUGCUGCCAAAAAUGCUAUGGAGGCAGGGUUUGAUUUCUUUGAGCUUCACAAUGCUCAUGGGUACUUGUUGGAUACAUUUUUGCACGAAAACUCAAAUCAAAGAACUGACCAAUAUGGCGGCUCGAUUGAAAACAGAGCUCGUUUUACAUUGGAGUUGAUUGAUCAUUUAUGUACUGUUAUUCCACCUGCCAAAUUAGCAAUUAGAUUAUCCCCCUGGGCUGAAGUUCAAGGGAUUUAUGAUGAAACUAGCCCCAUUCCUCAAUUUGCAUACUUGUUAGAUCAAUUACAAAGGAGAGCUAACAACGGCAAAGAGUUGGGUUACGUAUCUGUUGUUGAGCCAAGGGUUCAAGGUGUUGUUACAGCGGAUCUUGAUUCAAUGAAGGGGACCAAUCAAUUUGUAGAGGAAGUUUGGAAAGGAGUGACGUUGAGAGCAGGCAAUUACACAUAUGAUGCCCCAGAAUUCAAGCAGAUCAAGGACGAUGUAUCAAACGGAAGAACAUUGGUUGGAUUCUCAAGGUUUUUUACAUCAAACCCUGAUUUGGUGUAUAAACUAAGAGAUGAUCCCUACAAAUUGGUUAAAUAUAAUCGAGAAUUGUUUUAUCAACCUUUUAACUGGGGGUAUAAUACUUACGAUGGUGAUAAGUAUGACGAAGAAGUUGAAAGAAAACGUUAUGCUAAACCGAUUAAACAUGGAGAUUCCUAUUUAUAG
Molecule: messenger RNA, 1227 nt
Organism: Lodderomyces oxycetoniae
Lineage: Eukaryota; Fungi; Ascomycota; Pichiomycetes; Serinales; Debaryomycetaceae
Exons: 1
Coding region: 1-1227 (408 amino acids)
Molecular function (GO): NADPH dehydrogenase activity; FMN binding
Source: RefSeq, a predicted model, not a curated record